AUGGAGCGGUUCUACCCCAGAGCAUCUACAGCUCAGAGUUCAACAAAAAUAGGUUUUACCUUUGUGAAAGAGUUCCUAGCCAAAGCCAAAGAAGACUUUUUAAGAAAAUGGGAAAGCCCACCUCAGAAUACUGCUGGCCUAGAUGAUUUUGAGAGGCAAAAAACCCUUGGAACAGGAUCGUUCGGGAGAGUUAUGAUGGUGAAACAUAAAUCCACAGAACAGUAUUAUGCUAUGAAGAUACUGGACAAACAGAAGGUCGUCAAACUGAAGCAAAUAGAACACACACUGAACGAGAAGAGAAUAUUGCAAGCGGUGAACUUUCCUUUCCUUGUAAAACUGGAGUAUUCUUUUAAGGACAAUUCUAAUUUAUACAUGGUAAUGGAGUAUGUUCCUGGUGGUGAAAUGUUUUCACAUCUAAGAAGAAUCGGAAGGUUCAGUGAACCACAUGCACGGUUUUAUGCAGCUCAGAUAGUGCUAACAUUUGAGUACCUCCAUUCAUUAGACCUCAUCUACAGAGAUCUAAAGCCUGAAAAUCUUUUAAUUGAUCAGCAAGGAUACAUCCAGGUCACGGACUUCGGCUUUGCAAAAAGAGUAAAAGGAAGAACUUGGACGUUAUGUGGCACUCCAGAAUACCUGGCACCUGAAAUAAUUCUCAGCAAGGGUUACAACAAGGCCGUGGACUGGUGGGCGUUAGGAGUGUUAAUCUAUGAAAUGGCAGCUGGAUAUCCCCCAUUCUUUGCAGAUCAGCCCAUUCAGAUUUAUGAGAAGAUUGUGUCUGGCAAGGUAAGGUUCCCAUCACACUUCAGUUCAGACCUAAAGGAUCUUCUAAGAAAUUUACUCCAGGUAGAUUUGACCAAACGAUAUGGAAAUCUCAAGAAUGGUGUAAAUGACAUAAAGAAUCACAAGUGGUUUGCCACUACAGAUUGGAUUGCCAUUUAUCAGAGGAAGGUAGAAGCUCCGUUCAUACCAAAGUGCAGGGGCCCUGGAGAUACCAGCAACUUUGAUGACUAUGAAGAAGAAGAUAUUCGUGCGUCUCUAACAGAAAAAUGUGCAAAAGAAUUUGCUGAUUUUUAGUAGGAGUAAGAGGACAAGAUGACAUCAGGGCUCACAUUGGGAUCUUUGCACUCUGUUAACAGAUGAGGUGGAGCUGAGACCAUCAUAUGUCAAACAGUUACCUAGUUACUUCAUUCCACAAAGCUGACUGAGGUCUUUAUUGCCAUCUUCCAUGUGUGCGGUUUGCACCAACCCUUCUAACUAGGCACAAUUAAGCAAGCACUGUUUGUGCAGUAACACAGAAUAAUAGACCACUUUCCUACUUAACUUUGGUUUCUGUCGUUCUUUGUUUCUGUGUAUUGUUCAUUUCCCCCCUUUAAAAUGAAGUAGUUUUUUACCCAAGAAUGCUCCAUUUUAUUUUGAAUAAUGUAUUAUUUGUGUGAGUGAAAUGGAAGGUGUUGCGGCUAGUGUGAUUUAGACUGAAGUGAAAGAUAAAUGUUGCUUCUAGUCUGUGCCAGCCAAUAAUUCUUGUCUGUCUUGUGUCUGAUGCUACGAUUUAUAAUAUUUUUUUAGUAGCUCAGACUAAACCUAGCCAACAUUUUUAGCAUUUUUGAAGGUAGUAUUUAUCGCCAUAUAAAUGUCUGCUAAAUUAACUUAAAAACAUUUCUUCCUGGAGACUGACCAAAAUUCAGUAGAAUCAAUUGGAUGGCUUAAGUAGGGGACAGUAGCUAGACCCCGUGCCUUGGUUUUCUACAUCCCUGCGGUUUUCGUCACUGCCUCCUUCCUGUGUGUUUCCCACCGAGGCAGCAGGUAAAUUGCCGUAACCAGACUGUACCAUGGGAAGCUUACAGUCUCUGAGGAGGAGGAGUUCCACCUGGUCUGGAUUUUGGACCAUAUUUAACCAAGUCAACUUACCAACAUUUCAGUUGGCAGGUAUGAAACGGCUUUUUUAAGAACACGAACCCUAAACUCUUAGCGGAAGUUUUGGUCAGUAUUGUAGAGAAUAAGAUUCAUUUUGAUUCACUUUUUUUUUUCUUUCUUUCUUUUAAAAAAAAGCGCCAGUGUUUGG
This is a messenger RNA of Apaloderma vittatum (bar-tailed trogon), 2062 nucleotides long. Its product is annotated as cAMP-dependent protein kinase catalytic subunit beta. Lineage: Eukaryota; Metazoa; Chordata; Aves; Trogoniformes; Trogonidae. Gene Ontology annotation, biological process: peptidyl-serine phosphorylation. The record is from RefSeq and is a predicted model, not a curated record. The transcript has 11 exons. Gene Ontology annotation, molecular function: cAMP-dependent protein kinase activity; ATP binding. Gene Ontology annotation, cellular component: nucleus; cAMP-dependent protein kinase complex. Bases 1 to 1074 code for a protein of 357 amino acids.